Messenger RNA from Kalmanozyma brasiliensis GHG001, 516 nucleotides. RefSeq names its product Ribosomal protein L30, ferredoxin-like fold domain protein. Gene Ontology annotation, molecular function: structural constituent of ribosome. The transcript has a single exon. Gene Ontology annotation, cellular component: mitochondrion; large ribosomal subunit. The coding region runs from base 1 to 516 and encodes 171 amino acids. The record is from RefSeq and is a predicted model, not a curated record. Lineage: Eukaryota; Fungi; Basidiomycota; Ustilaginomycetes; Ustilaginales. Gene Ontology annotation, biological process: translation.
AUGUCUUUCCUCGCACGCAACUUUCUCGGUCAGACAAGAUCGAGGCUGUCUCGCCAGGCUCUUUCCACCUCAGCAUGGGGUAUCCGUCACGAGUCGUCUUCUUCUGCUGCCCAAGCCACGGUGGCAUCCAGCUCCACAUCCAGCGAAGCAGCACCAGCGACGCACUAUCGCAUCACGCUCCGACGAUCGGGGAUCGGCAUGCCCGAGAAGAUCAACCGAACUCUGCAAGGUCUUGGUCUCAAGAAGCGCCUUCAAUCGGUGUACCGCCCCAUUGGUGCCGACAUGGCGGGUGCCAUCCUGGCCGUCAAGGAGCUCGUCCACGUCGAGAACGUCCGUCGGCUGCAGGAGGCGGAUCAGAUGCUGCUGAGCGACGAGGAGGCCAUCUGGGUCAACGAGACUGGCGAGAUUGUCGACCCUGGCAAAGCCGCAAAGAAGGCGCCCCGCGGCUACAAAAUUGUCGGCAACGUUGUGAGCGAGGUGCGUGACCAGCAGAUCAAGAGCGGCUCUUCUGCAUAG